Messenger RNA from Vicia villosa (hairy vetch), 763 nucleotides. RefSeq lists its product as uncharacterized. Bases 129 to 515 code for a protein of 128 amino acids. The record is from RefSeq and is a predicted model, not a curated record. Gene Ontology annotation, cellular component: mitochondrial large ribosomal subunit. The transcript has 2 exons. NCBI's taxonomy places the organism in Eukaryota, Viridiplantae, Streptophyta, Magnoliopsida, Fabales, Fabaceae.
AUUUUCACCCAUUUCCGACAAAUUUUUAACAGGUUAUUUGAAAAUCAAUUAUUUUGAACAAAAGCUAAACUUAUAUCCUUAAACCCUAAAACCCUAGUCCCAAUUCCUGAAUUUGAGAGAAAAAAAAGAUGCUGAAGUUCCUAUCAAGAGUGAAAAUCGAAUUCAACGCAUUGGAUCCACGCACCGCAUCGUGUAUGGAAUUUCUCGCUCAAUGCAAUUCACGAAAAGCCAAAGAAUCAAACCCCGCUUGCGAAGUCGAGGUGAAGCGUAAAAACGUGGAGCAUCCGCCGCAGAUCACGGUGACAUUCGUUAACGGCGUGGAAGAAGCUUUCGAUGCAACGUCGACGCCGGCGCACCAUAUAACGAAGAUGAUCCUGGAAAAAGGUCAGUUUCUAGAAACCGAACAGAUGUUCCGUGAAGCAGGUGAACAAUGGCCGGUUAUAAUUCCCGAUGAAGAACUCUCUCAACACGCACCUGGCACAAAACCUAGGAAAGCCGAGGAGAAGAAGCAAUAGCUAAAACUGUUAAUUGUACUCACUGCUGGAAAUUGUUCUGGGUUUUGUCCAGUUUCUUUUUGGCUCAGAGAGUGCGGCAUCAGAUUACUUCUGCUGUAUGUCUUGCUGUAUCUUUGGACUAAAUUAUUGAGUUUAUAACUACAUAUGAUUUGCAUAAUAAUUGAUAUCUCGCAAUCGCAGAAUUUUGAAAAUUGUGAACUGUCAAUAGUCAUGCUUUAAUUUUUUUGGUCGAGUUGAUGCUUAUAAAA